CAUCUGAACUUUCAACAUCUCUUUCAGUCGUUUUUCAUAUUUAGAAUCAUCUGAGAAUGAGAGGCGCAUUUCUCCUUCUGGCUCUUAUGAUUGGUGUUCAGACCUUUCAUACUAGGGAAAAGUCCAACUCUAAAAAUCAUCAAGACAUCACGAAAUUGGCUAUUUUACGUGCUACUGCAGAGGUGUGCAAGAGUGCUGAAGGCUUCACAGAGCCAGAACCACUGAAUGCACAGACACUGGCAAAGGCCUGCAAAAAAGACGCAUUUAAAAGUAACUUUGAAACAGGCAUAAAAAUGAUCACCCAUUACAACACACAAACAAACAUUGCCCAGCGUUUUACUCCGAAAUAUCAUUUUAACAACGAGAAAUUUCUGGACGGUAAAGCCGUCAUCAUCAAGGGAAUAGAGGACAUCACAGCUGACAUGAAAAAAGCGAAUUUUGAAAAUGCACGAAAGACACUUGGGACAAUCCUGCAUACUUUACAGGAUUUUUACAGCCACAGUAACUGGAUAGAGCUGGGAAACACUGAACCCUGUACUGCCCUGAUCAAUUUAGAAGAGAGCAUACCCAACCCUGCAGAUGAAAACACUGAAACAUGUGAAAGUAACAUUCCUAACACAAAAACUGGGGCAAAAUUUAAGGAUAACGUUGUAGAAAAUAAAAUUCUGACUUCAGGAUACUUUGGAAAAAUGAACAAAAAAAAGGGAAAGUGCAGCCAUGGAGGUACUUUUGACUUCUCAACCGGUAUUGGGAGAGGCUGGGAUGGUAUUAAUAAAGACGCCAUUGAUUCCAGUCAUGGUUUAGAUCAUCAUAAAGCUGCAGAUAUGGCCGUCACUGCCAGUGUGCAACUGCUGGACAAGAUCUGGAAGAAUAAUGAUGACCCCAGCUUCUUCAGGCUGAUGGGACUUGACAUGACCAAGCCAAAGGGAAAAUGGAAAACUUUCUUUGGCUCCAAAUGAAGAGUUUCAGAUGCAAAUGGGGAAAUCAAAUGAAAACACUGAAGUUUAAUGGCACUGCAUGGGCAAAACAAAAAUUAUUGUGAUAUGAAUAUAUGUCAUGAAAUCUAUUACAGUAUUCUAAUAAAAUCGGCGUAACCCUUGUGCAUCCUUAUGGACAUUUUUGUCUUUUUAUUCUGAGUUAAUGUCAACAGCAUAAAUGUAUUCAAAUUUAAAUAUGUAAUUCU
Molecule: messenger RNA, 1183 nt
Organism: Labeo rohita (rohu)
Lineage: Eukaryota; Metazoa; Chordata; Actinopteri; Cypriniformes; Cyprinidae
Product: von Willebrand factor A domain-containing protein 7
Exons: 6
Coding region: 57-959 (300 amino acids)
Source: RefSeq, a predicted model, not a curated record